CUUCACCUCGCUUCUCCAUGAAUCUGUUGAAAUCAGCAUUCGAAACCUCAAACAGCAUCUGCACACCACUGUCUAUCUGAGAAAUGACACUAUGCUGGAGAUUUACCCGAAGGCUGACCAUCACGCCUGUCCUCAUGCCCCUUGUCGUCGCCAGUAUUAUUUUAAGCUUUAUAAGGAUGCCUCAAAUUCAAAUCUCCAGUAGUGGUGGUAGCACAGUGAACAUCACCAUCCUACUGUGGUACUGGCCUUUUCACAAGAAUUACAGUUUGAAGGGUGACGUCUGUCUACAGAGUUACGGGAUCAUUAAUUGUCAUUUGGUGGAUAAUCGGUCACUCUAUUCCAGUGCUGAUAUCGUGGUCUUUCAUCACAAAGAGCUUCAAUAUCACAGACAGAAGCUUCCGCUCCACCUCCCUCGCCCUGACCAACAAAGGUGGCUCUGGAUGUCCUUGGAAGCUCCGGAAAACACAGGCAAUCUGGACAAGUACGCCGGGAUCUUCAACUUGACCAUGUCGUACCGGUCGGAUGCAGAUGUUACCGUGCCAUAUGGAAAGCUUGUACGUAAGCGGAGAGAUCUGAGCUCAUUCGUAUUGAAGCAUAAGACCCAUUUGGCAUGUUGGGUGGUUAGCAACUACAGAGCAAAGCACAGGAUUCAAGUGUACCAGGAGCUCAAAAGAAUCAUCCCUGUACAGGUGUACGGUCGAGCGGUUAAAAAGCCACUAACUGAAAGUGCACUGCUGCCCACGAUUUCCAACUGCUUUUUUUACCUAGCCUUCGAGAACACUAAGUCUGCUCAGUACAUCACAGAGAAGCUGUGGCGGAACUCUUUUCAGGCGGGCACAGUUCCUGUAGUACUGGGCCCUCCAAGAAGUGACUAUGAAGCUGUAGCGCCACCUCAUUCUUUUAUUCACGUUGAUGAUUUUGAUUCCAUAGAUUCCCUGGGACAUUUUCUGCAGGAAGUAGCUAAAGACGAAAAACGCUACAUGUCAUACUUCAACUGGCACAGGGACAACAGCAUUAAACUGUACACAGACUGGAGAGAAAGGCUUUGCACUAUCUGCCAAGUUUAUGACAAACUCCCCAUCUAUAAUAUAUAUCACAACUUGAGUUUUUCAGCAUAAUGGACUUACAAUGCAUUACAAAGUAUUUAAACCCCAAAAUGCACUUUUAACUUUCAUUAUUUAAUAAAAAAUCAUACACAAGCAGCAAUAUUGCACAGUACAG
This is a messenger RNA of Trichomycterus rosablanca, 1221 nucleotides long. RefSeq names its product fucosyltransferase 7 (alpha (1,3) fucosyltransferase). The record is from RefSeq and is a predicted model, not a curated record. Lineage: Eukaryota; Metazoa; Chordata; Actinopteri; Siluriformes; Trichomycteridae. The coding region runs from base 84 to 1118 and encodes 344 amino acids. Gene Ontology annotation, molecular function: alpha-(1->3)-fucosyltransferase activity. The transcript is spliced from 2 exons. Gene Ontology annotation, cellular component: membrane.